This is a messenger RNA of Cherax quadricarinatus, 1927 nucleotides long. The record is from RefSeq and is a predicted model, not a curated record. Lineage: Eukaryota; Metazoa; Arthropoda; Malacostraca; Decapoda; Parastacidae.
GGCCAGCUUGCCGCGCUCCUCAGUGCCAACAGUUCUCUCAUCAUCUAUACUAGAGUAACAGUAGCUCAGUCCCAGAGGGGGAGUAGUGGUGUUCUAGCGAGUUGCUGACGAGUAUUACUGGAAUAUAACCAUGUCGCAGACAGUGGUGGAGACCCCGCGGGUGGUGGAGAUGGCGGAGCAGGAGCAAGAUGAGGUGUGUGUGGUGUGUUUCCGAGGUGUGGAGAUCUACAGCGUCGGUGAGUGUGAUCACCCCGUCUGCUAUGAAUGUUCCACCAGGAUGAGGGUACUCUGUGCCAGGAAUGAGUGCCCGAUAUGCAGGAAAGACAUGUCCAAGGUAGUGUUCACACAUACAGUGACAGCAUUUGCAGAUAUCCGGACCCGAAACAUGCUCUUUGAACGGCGCUAUGCUAUAUUUUUUGAAAACGAGACAGCUAUGAGAGCGUAUGACUCUUUGCUGCUGCACACGUGCCUUGUCUGUGAUGACCACCCCACUUUUCGAAAUUUCACUCUGCUUAAGGACCACAUGAGAAAGUUUCAUGAACGCUUCUACUGUGAACUGUGUGUGGAGCACCUCAAGAUAUUCACUCAUGAACGUCGCUCAUAUACUCGAUCGCAGUUAGCUCAGCACAGACGUAAGGGUGAUACUGAUGACAGAAGCCACCGUGGUCACCCACUUUGUGAAUUUUGUGAUGCAAGAUUCAUGGACAAUGAUGACCUAUUUCGUCACUUGCGGCGCGAUCAUUUCUUCUGCCACUUCUGUGAUGCUGAUGGCUUGCAUCAGUAUUAUGACGACUAUAAUGCAUUGCGAAAACAUUUCCGCUCUGACCACUACUUGUGUGAAGAAGGAGACUGUCAAGAAGAACGGUUUACAUCUGUAUUUCGCACUAAGCUAGAUUUGCAAGCUCACUGUACCCAGACUCACAGCCAGAACAUGAGUAAGCAGGCUGCCAGACAAGCUCGCACAGUAGAUAUAGAAUUUACUGUUAAUCACCGACAACAGGACAGCCAUCGGCAAGAUGAGAGAGGGGGAAGAGGAGGUCGGGGAGGAAGAGGAGGCAGGGGUGGAAGAGGUGGAAGGAGGUGCUGGCAGCAUACAGAAAACUUGACGGAGGGCGGGGCUGCACCACUUUAUUUGCCGUGUGUGUCGUGUGCCAGCAGGUUCUUGCCCAGGCGGACUUCAGCCAGCACAUGGAGACGCAUGACGAAACCACUGUGGAGUUUCCUUCACUGGCUCAAGUAUCCUCACACAUGCUCAAGAAGUGAGAGAACUCUUCAGCAGGUGUGUAAUGUGGAAUAAUCACUGGAAGCACCACCUGUUGAGAAUCACUGUAAUGUGUAUUAUUAGAGGAAAAGACAAUACCAUAUACAGCGUCUUAAUUGUUCUCAUUGUGUACAUAUGUAAAUUAUGGUAAAUUCAUUAACAUGGUGAGGCAUCUUAGUAGUGCACAUCCCACUUGGUAUUCUGAAUAUAAAUUAAAAAGCUUGAAAUACCAAAUUCCUUAUGAAAAAAAAAAACAAAUGCAAGAAAGCAAGUCUUUCAGUUAUAGGUACAAGAUUUAUUAAGAGUAGUGGCCAAGAAAUGCUCUUAUUUCAUCAUUUUAUUGAAUGCAUUUUGUUUGAAGAUAUUUCUUCUGAUGCUUAUUUAUGGUGGCAAGGAGAACUAGUCAGUGAUUUUUAAUAACUUGACAGAUAAUUGAUAAUGAUUUCUCUUCUAUGGUGAAUAUUUAUUAUAUGUAAUUGGGGGUGUUGGUUUUGUCAUUGAUUCUAUUCUAGCCUUGCAAGAUACAACAAAAAGAAUCGUCUUCUGUUUUCUGUGAUAUGUAAAGAACUAAAAGUGCAUUACUUUUCAGCGAUACCUUAGAGUAAACAUCCAUGGUCGUCUACAGAAACACUAUUAUGGCAAAAAUAAAAAAUUAUUUUUUAUUGA